GCGAAAUCGGGCUGUCAUUGCGUGUAAUGUUUUUGUUUUGGAAUUCGUGGAGGUUUAAAUUUUGUGCAAUUUUCUUGUAAAUCUUCCAAGAAGUGAUACAAAAGUCUGCGGUAGUAUCUAAACGUGCAAAGUUUGUGGAAUGCUUAUUUGUGGCUAGUAAGGUGUGCUCGUCUCGCUUUCAUCGGUUAUGCAAAUCAAUCUUGGCAGCCGGUUUGUUGUUCUUUCUGUGCAUACGUGUUUGUUUGGCCGUGGUCGUAAAAGACCAGAACUCUCUUACCCGCGGAUAUGUCGUGGCUAAAGCUAAAUGAUAGCCUGAACAAGGUGAAAGGAUCCAUCACCUCCUUCACGCAGGAAGUGUUUGCAGAAGGAAUUAUCGGCGAGGACGAAACCGAACAGAAUCCGGCCCGGGAGCUAAACAUUGCUCGCGAAAAAAUCACCCAACUAUCGGAUCUAUGUGCGACACAAGACCAGGAGAUUGUGACCCUGCGCAAGCAAGUUGCAGAAUAUCAGCAACAGUUUCAGCAACCAUCCACAUCCGGAACCCAACAGCCGGGUUCGUCGCUUGCCUCCAAACCGCCAUCGGUAGAGUUGCUUUGCGCGGCGACCUCAUCCACAUCAUCAAAAGCUGCUGGUACUCUCGGUCCCGAUCAGCAUCAUGUUGGCACAACGACCGUCACCAGCACGUUGGAGGACAGUUGGUUCUGGGAUCCCGAAAACAACAUCUCCUCGACGUCGUCCUCCUCCAAGAAAGACGACAACGAUUCCCCUUCAUCCGGUCCAACCGAGCUGACAACGAUUCCGCUUGAAGCUCCGGCGAAUGAAAGCGAAAUCAUCGAUCGACUUCAACGCCAGCUGAACGAAAAGUCCCAGCAGCUCAAGAAGCAACAGCUCGAGAACGCACUGCUGAACGAAAAACUGGGCCAAGUGAGCAGCGAAAAUCGCGAGCUUAAUGAAAACAUCGAAGAGCUAGACCGUCAGCAUGAGGUGGUGCUGGAAAACUUGGUCGCGAGUAAGCGCGAUCUGCAAGCGCAAUGUGGUCGGCUCGAGGCGGAGCUUAAGACGAAAGCGGCCGAAUCCCAAACAUCCCUCCAGGAGCUUCAAACGCGCUAUGAACGGUUAGAGCAAGCUCAUGCUCAAAGUGACCAGGAUAAUGAAAAGUUGAAAGCCGACACGGAAAAGCUGAAGGCUGAGCUGGAACGAAUUGUGUGCGAAAAUGUAGAGGCAGUGGCAGCGCUCGAGACACAGCUCGAAGCGAAGCGUCGCGAACAGGCAACUUCGGACGAGCUGUGCCGAUGUUUAAGGGCGGAAAAUGAAGAAAUUCGCCUGCGGCUAAACACUGAAGAAGCUGAGUUUGUAGUAGCCGUACCGACAGUAGAAGAAAAAGAAACUAACGCGAUCUUGCAAGCUGAACUAGAGGAGCUUAAGCAAACGUUGGAGGAAGUUCGUACGGAGCGGGACAAUUUGCAGAAGCUAACAGCUGAGCUUGAUCGCUCCGAACACAUCGGUCAGUUGGAACGAGAAAUAGGAGAGCUGCAGAACGAACUACGCAGCGUCAUCAUCGACAACUCAGUACAGCUGGAAUCAAAGGAAAAGGAGUAUGACGAAAAGUUAGCCGUACUGCGCCACGAAAAUCAGGCACUGCAAGACAGGAUGGCUAACGAACCCACUCCCAAGCCGGAACCGGAUCCGCGUGUAGCUGAGAUUAUACGGCAAUUUUUCGAUCUGGAUCUUUCAAAUCCCGACGAUCUGGUCGAACGAUUCCAGCAAACCCGCGAUGUGGAGGCAAAAUUAUCAGCCAUAGAAAAGAAACUGAUCGACGCAGGGAAGGAAAUUAAUUUCCUCAAAUCGGAAAACUCACGCAUCCAGCACGACAAGGACACGCUGACCGCGGAUUUAAUGCAGUACGAGAAAGAGUGCGCCAGUUUGAUGAAGAACAACGAUCGCCUGCUGGAGGAGCUGGAAAACGUAAAGUGCAAUAAGCUGGAGACGAUCAACGAAAAUGCCGAGGACAGUAUCGUGGUGCUUGAGAAGCAGCUCGACGAUUCACACCGUCUAAAUCGUACGCUGGAGGAAGAGUACCGUGAAGCUCAUCGAAAGCUGGAAGAAGUGCUGGAAGAGAAGGAAGAACUGCUGAUGAAGGUAACCUUGCUUGAGAGUUGCGAAAGCGAUAGUAAGGCUAGAGUUCGGGACUUGGAUCAAUCGCUCUCGGAGGUACGAAAGGAACGUGAUCAGGUCGUCCAGCAGUUGGAACAAUUACGGCAAGUCGGUGGACAGGAAGCAGAUCAACUCCGUACCGAGCUAGAGAGUGUACAGGGACAGCUGACAACGAUCAAUGAAGAUCAUGCUAAUCUGGUACGGAAACUACAGCAAUUACAACAGACUUCAUCCGACAACAUUCGCAUCUGGGAGUCAAAGUUUGAGGAGAUGCGCGUGUUGCUCGAGUCAAAGGAAUCAGAUCUGCAGCAAGCACGCGAAUCAUCCGCGGUUGUCGAGCAACAGGAAGAGUUGACAGCGGAAAAUGAACGUUACCGGGCCGAGCUUGAGAAGCAACGGGAAGCACUGGAAAGUCUUACCCAGCAAAAGGAAAACCUUGUGCAGCUGGUCACGACCAAACACAACGAAAGCGUCCAAUACCAUGCGGAGAUUCAGCGAUUAAAUCAACUGCUGCAAGCGGAAACCGAACGAGCCGCACCAUCCUGCACCGACUGUCCGUUGUUGCGCGAGAAGUUGCAGGAUUACGAACGGCUCACGGACCAGAUACAGUUUUUGCGCGAAAAGUCCGACAUCCUUACGGCGAAUCUGAUGACCGAGCAAAACAACCAGCGGAUGGCGCUGCAGCAGAAGCAAGAGCUUGUCGAACAGCGCGAUGGUUUGCAGCGCGAUUUGGAACGGCUGCGUCAACAUCUGCUUGAAAUCGAAGAAGCGCACACGCAGGAAACGGUCGAGUUGCAGCGACGGUAUGACGAUACCCGUCAACAGUUAGCAUCACUCGAGCGCGAUGUAAAACAGUCCACCAAUGCACUUACCUCCGCUAGCAUUCGAGCGAACCAGCAGGCAGAAACACUGCAAGCACAGUACCAAUUGUUGCUGCAGCAGCGCGACGAACUAGGAGCACGAUUGAGCGCUGCGGAUGAUCGUGAUCAAAAAAAUCAAGCCGCACUGACGAACCUACAGUGCGCACUGGAACAGUUCCAAAUGAAUCGAGAGCGCGACAUCGAACUGGCCACCGGCAGUAUUCGCAACGAGCUGGAACAGUCGCGUGUACGUGAAGACGGGUUAAAAGACAUGUUGAAGCAGAUACAGCAACAAUUGACCGAUGCAAAGACAGGUCUACUGGCAGCGGCACGCAUUUCCGAUCAGCUGGAAAUUUCACAAGUGACGGUCGCCUCGCUAAAAGCGGAAUUGGCCAAGCGGGACGAAAGGUACGCGGCGCUCGAAAAUCGGCUACAGCAAACGGAAGCAAGCCAAGCGGACAAGGUGGAAAAGACAUUGGUGAAAAAUCUAAUCAUCGGGUACACGGUUGCACCGAAUGCAACCGACAAGCAGCAAAUCAUGAAACUGAUCUCGUCUGUACUGACGAUGGACCAGACCGAAUGUACCAAGGUGGGGCUACAUCAUAAGGGCGUCGUGGGAACGAGCGGUGGAUGGCUGAACAGCAUCCUUGGCGGAAGUGGUGGUGAAGCGGGAGGAGCCAACUACAACAAAGAAUCACUUACCGAAGCGUUUGUAAAAUUCCUCGAGAAGGAAUCGGCUCCCCGAGCAACGGCAAGCUCUAGUCUACUGAACAUAGUCACGUCUCCCGCAGCAGGAAUGGCUGCCAACGCCUCCAACCUCACCGGUGCAGAUGAUCAGCAACUUUCGGGUACGUCCAGCGGCACGGUGGCCAAUAGCAGUGCUGGAAGCAAUUUGCUUACUGCACCACCGGCAACCGUACAACCGAUCCUAGUGCCGGAAGCGAUGAUGAUGAUGCAGCAGCCCGGUUUUGCACCGCCACGAAGCUCCAGCUCCAUACUCAAGGAUAUAUUGAGCGAUUCCUGAUACACUUACGGCGAUCCGUUGCUUUUUUAAUCGCGGAAAACAGUGUGUCGGAUUAGGUGGCUCGGUGUAGCAAAGGUGUAAAUAUUCGUAUUCGUACCCCAGACGGUGUGUUCGAGCACGCUGAAACUUGUGAGCGUUAGAGCAUUUUGUUAUGGACAUCCAUUUGAUAUGGGCACCACACACACAUAAAAACACACAAUAUAGAGGAAACAUAAUAAAUCUUAUUCGAGACGAUACAAA
Molecule: messenger RNA, 4278 nt
Organism: Anopheles funestus (African malaria mosquito)
Lineage: Eukaryota; Metazoa; Arthropoda; Insecta; Diptera; Culicidae
Gene: Gmap
Product: thyroid receptor-interacting protein 11
Exons: 6
Coding region: 286-4038 (1250 amino acids)
Biological process (GO): endoplasmic reticulum to Golgi vesicle-mediated transport; Golgi organization
Cellular component (GO): Golgi apparatus
Molecular function (GO): small GTPase binding
Source: RefSeq, a predicted model, not a curated record